GAGAUAAAACUACAAAACAGUGGCAGACAUGAGGCUGGGGAGCUCCGGGGGACGGUGAGGGUCUGGGGAGGCCGGCUCAGGACUUUGCACCCCCCCCCAAUAACAUGCAAUGACCCCUGGCCCGGCCCCCUGUGCUCCGCUGUGAUUGGGAUCUGUGGCCCCCCGGGCCCCCUUGUGUAAGAGGACAUGGCUGGUAGGGGAGGCCUCUUAUAAGGGAGGCUGGGAGACCCCCCCUUCCCCCGGACUGACAGCUGGAGACGGUGUGGAUGUCUGUCAAUGGAACUUCUAAGAGACUCUGUUGUACAUUUUACUUUUCAGAUGUCUUCGUACAAGAGGGCGACGCUGGACGAGGAGGAGCUGGUGGACUCCAUCGGUGAGGGCGAGGUCUACCCCAAUGGAGUGCAGGUCAACCUGCGAGGAACCCGCAACCGGAACAGCUGCUGGACGCAAAGGACGCAUGUGGAGAAGAGGCUUCUGGUCCUGGUCGCUAUCCUGUGCAUCGGGCUCCUGGCGUGUCUGCUGUCUCUGGCUCUGCAGUAUAGAAGCAAAAAUCGCACCUGCCUGUCGGAAUCUUGCAUCUCGGUCACCAGCUCCAUCCUGCGCUCUCUGGAUCCCAGCGUAGAUCCGUGUCAGGACUUCUACAGUUAUGCCUGUGGCGGGUGGAUCAAAGCCAACCCGGUCCCCGACGGCCAUUCCCGCUGGGGGACCUUCAAUGAGCUGUGGGAGCACAACCAGGCCGUCAUGAAGCAACUGCUGGAAAACAAGACUAUGAAUUUCAGCAGUGCUGCCGAGCACAAAGCUCAGAGUUACUAUCAGGCCUGUAUGAACGAGUCCAAAAUCGCAGAUCUCGGCGCCAAACCGCUGCAAGACCUCGUAGAGAAGCUCGGUGGGUGGAAUAUCACUGGUCCAUGGGACAAGGACAACUUCCAGGAGAUCCUGCAGGCCAUCACUGCGUACUACAGAGUCUCUCCCUUCUUCUCUGUGUUUGUCAGCGCAGACUCCAAGAACUCCAACAGCAACAUCAUCCAGAUAGACCAAUCUGGUUUAGGUUUACCGUCUCGAGAAUACUACCUGAACAAAACUGCCAAUGAGAAGGUUCUCACCGGAUACCUCAACUUCAUGGUGCAGCUGGGGGUCCUCCUGGGUGGGGAGGAGAACACCACACGCCAACAGAUGCAGGAGAUCCUGGACUUCGAGACAGCCCUGGCCAAUAUCACCAUCCCGCAGGAGAAGAGGCGAGAUGAGGAGCUCAUCUACCACAAAAUCACCGCCAAAGAGCUGCAGGAUCUGGUACCCAUUGUGGAUUGGAUGCCCCUUCUCCAAACUGCCUUUCGCCCCGUGGAGAUCAAUGAGACGGAGCCUGUGGUGGUCUACGCUAAAGAAUACUUGAUGGAGGUGUCCAGUCUCAUCAAUAACACUGACAAGAGAAUCCUGAAUAACUACAUGAUCUGGAACGUGGUGCGUAAGACGAGCGCCUUGUUGGAUCAGAGGUUCCAGGACGUUGAAGAGAAGUUCCUGGAAGUCAUGUAUGGAACCAAGAAGACUUGCACCCCACGCUGGAAGUUCUGUGUUGGUGACACGGAUAUCAAUCUCGGCUUCGCUUUGGGUGCCAUGUUUGUGAAGAGUGUGUUUGCGGAAACCAGCAAACCCCGGGCUAUGCAGAUGAUAAAAGGUAUAAAGAAGGCCUUUGAAGAGAGUCUGCAGACGCUGAGCUGGAUGGAUGAAGAUACGAGGAAAGCCGCCAAAGAGAAGGCUGAAGCAAUCUACGAUAUGAUUGGUUAUCCAAACUUCAUCAUGGACCCCAAGGAGCUGGAUAAAGUGUUCAAUGAUUAUGAAGUGACUCCGGAUCUCUACUUCCAGAACGUCAUGUUGUUCUAUAACUUCUCAGCCAGAGUGACCGCCGAUCAGCUCCGCAAACCACCCAACAAGGACCAGUGGAGUAUGACCCCGCCGACGGUCAACGCUUAUUAUUCCCCCACCAAGAAUGAGAUUGUCUUCCCAGCCGGGAUCCUGCAGGCUCCGUUCUACACCAGCUCCUCUCCAACGGCUCUAAAUUUCGGUGGGAUUGGAGUGGUGAUGGGACACGAGCUGACUCAUGCGUUUGAUGACCAAGGCAGAGAGUAUGACAAGGACGGGAACCUGCGUCCCUGGUGGAAGAACUCUUCGGUUGAGGCCUUCAAGAAGCAGACGGAGUGCAUUACCAAUCAAUACAGCAGCUACAAGGUGAACGGCGAGGCCAUCAAUGGGAAUCACACGCUGGGCGAGAACAUCGCAGAUAACGGCGGACUCAAAGCUGCUUAUCGGGCAUACCAGAAUUGGGUGAAGGAGAACGGAGAGGAGAAGGAGCUGCCAUCACUGGGGCUCUCCAACAACCAGCUCUUCUUUGUGGGGUUCGCCCAGGUGUGGUGCUCGGUGCGCACUCCAGAGAGCUCCCAUGAAGGUAUCAUCACUGACCCCCACAGCCCGUCCCGCUAUCGGGUCAUCGGCUCAGUUUCCAACUCCGGAGAAUUUGCCAGACAUUUCCAGUGUCCGGAGGGCACUCCGAUGAACCCGGUCAAGAAAUGUGAAGUCUGGUGAUGAAGACGCUGGGGGAGGGGGAGGGGAUUGCGUGACGACGCAGGAACACGUAUUUGUGAAACCACUGACAGGACAGGGGGGGGGGGGGCGUGAGCGCGGUCAUCCCUCCGCUAUAGAGGACACCGUUUACGACUCAUGUCUGAAGUUUAUCUCUUGCACCCCGUGGCAAUUUUUUUCUCCCGUUUUUUCAGCCGUUGGUGGCUGGUUGCACUAGUCUCACCAAGUGUCUAUCGCCCCCUCUCUUCCCCCCUGUGGUUCUGCACCCAGAGUGGUCUCAUUGUCUAGCACUGACUUAGUAGGAAUGGGCCGUGUACACCUGUUUUUUGUAAUUUAAAGGGACACAACACUGGGAGUCGCGCCGCUGCCCUUUCUGGGAGAGCGGCGUAGCUCCGCCCACUCUGCGCAGACCUUUUUUUUACUAUAGCAUGGAGACUGCCCUGUGUAUGAAUGUACAUAUUCUAUAGGUGUGUGUGUGUGUGUAUAUAAUUGUGACUUUUGUACAUAUUUAUACGAUGUCUGUGUGUCCCAGAUUAGAGGCUUUUUAUUUUUGAUGUUUUUUUUUUUCACGAUCACCGUAUUGGAGAUGGCGUUCUAUUUUUCCGUUUUUAGCGGUCGGAUCAGAACCACGAUGUGCCUAUUCUUCACACUGCUCAGAGGAUUUAUAAGCUGAAAACCCAGACACACACGAUGUAGACAUUCCCCGUAGGACCUGCGCUGCACCUUCCGGCAGAACCAAGCCUAAAACCACAACCGGAGAGCAGCCGCGUCCCACCGGGAAUGGCGUGAUAUUUUUCUACCCCUCUGUCCUUUUUUUUUUUUUUUUUAUAUGGAAAACCCAAAUCUGAAACCAUCCUGUACUUAACCUGGUGCCUAAUAAACACAAUUCUGCUUUA
Rana temporaria (common frog) is the source of this 3470-nucleotide messenger RNA. RefSeq names its product endothelin converting enzyme 1 (gene ECE1). Gene Ontology annotation, cellular component: plasma membrane. Gene Ontology annotation, molecular function: metalloendopeptidase activity. The record is from RefSeq and is a predicted model, not a curated record. Gene Ontology annotation, biological process: peptide hormone processing. Bases 277 to 2577 code for a protein of 766 amino acids. The transcript is spliced from 18 exons. NCBI's taxonomy places the organism in Eukaryota, Metazoa, Chordata, Amphibia, Anura, Ranidae.